CCUCUCCCACAACACCCAUAAGGACAUCUCGAAGCUACAAAGCUCUUAACUUUCAAGGGGAAAAUAAUAAAUAGCUGUGAUCUGUGACCAAGGCUCUCUCUCUCUAAGGUCGUGCAAGUCAAGAAAUCAUGAGUUGGAACGCGGGAGGCGUCGAUGAUGCCCACUGGAACGAGGGGGGUGAAACAUGGAACGGUACGGUGGAACAGAUUGGAUAUGAUGUCGGUGACUUUGGUGAAAAUGAGGUUGGAGGCAAAGAUGAUGCUUGCCGCAAUUGUGGUCAGUCUGGCCAUUUCGCCCGCGACUGCACUGAGCCUCGCAAAGCCACCGGAGCGUGUUUCAACUGUGGUGAAGAAGGCCACAACAAGGCGGAAUGCACGAAGCCUCGUGUUUUCAAGGGGCACUGUCGAAUAUGUGAGAAGGAAGGCCAUCCUGCCUCUGAGUGCCCCGAAAAACCGGCGGAUGUCUGCAAGAACUGCAAGGAGGAAGGCCAUAAAACUAUGGAAUGCACCCAGAAUCGCAAGUUCGACCAGCACCAUAUUCCAGAUAAACUCCCGGAACAGGCAUGGGCGAUUCUCAAGAAAGCUAGCGACGAAAAGGAUCUUGAGGACUUUCGUGAGGGUAUGAAAGUAUACUCCAAGGCAGUUCCGCUGGCGACGUUCGACCAAAUUGAGAAGAAGAUGAGAGAAGAGAACUUCAAAGUGUAUCUCAUUGGCCUCGAGAAGGAGAUCACCGACUGUCACACUCUGAUUAAUCUUCAGGGAAAGUUGAACUGCAAAUACGUUGUCGGUUACUACUUCAGUGAUAAACCCCAACGUCCCAGCCUCAAAGAGCGCUGGCCAGAGUCACCCGAAGAGAAUCUAAAGCGCCUUGUCGAUGCUGGCAUCCCGCUUGACCGCCAGAUUCCUAAAUGUGGCAACUGUGGACAAAUGGGACAUGGACCGCGCGCAUGCCCAGACGAGCGUUCAGUCGUCGAGAAGGUCGAGGUUAAGUGUGUUAAUUGUAACGGAAUAGGACAUCGUGUUCGUGAUUGCACGGAGAAACGCGUUGACAAGUUUAGCUGCCGUAACUGCGGUCAACCCGGUCAUCGUUCGUCUGAAUGUACCGAGCCCCGUUCAGCUGAAGGAGUGGAAUGCAAAAAAUGCAACGAAGUUGGCCAUUUCGCUAAGGACUGCCCUCAGGGCGGCUCCAGAGCCUGUCGCAAUUGCGGCGAGGAGGGUCACAUUUCCAAGGAGUGUGACAAACCUCGCAAUCCGGAUACAGUUACCUGCCGUAACUGCGAAGAAGUUGGUCAUUUCAGUCGCGACUGCACCAAGAAGAAGGACUGGUCUAAGGUUCAGUGCAACAACUGCAAAGAGAUGGGCCAUACGAUCCGGCGCUGCCCCAAACAAGCAGAAGAAGGCGAUGGCUACGGCGACGGCGGCUUCGCCAACAACCCAGUGGACGACAUGGGCUCAACCUGGCAAGAUGAUGAUGGGGUCCAAGAUAACACACCUAGCUGGAUGAAUGCCGGCGAUGGCGGCACGACUGUCCCCGCCUGGUAGAUCGGCUCAAACGGGCCGUUCCAUUAGCGCGGCAAAUUGAGCUGAGCAACUGCCUUUUGCUCUGAUGGUGGAGGUUGGCAAGCCUGGCUAGAACCGAAGGGCCAGUGUACUUUGCUAGGGCUAAUUAGAAUGAUGAUGAAGGACAGGGAGGAGGGAGCGAGUACUGAGAGGCCUCGGAAAUGUGGUUGGUGGUUAACACGAGAAAAAGAAAAAAAGAAAGAAAAAGAAAAGAAAAGAAAACAAAAAAGAAAAAGAAAUUCACAGAAAAAAGCAAUGAAAAGUUCAGGGGGGAAAAAAGAAAAAGGAGAAGAGAGUGAGAGGGGAAAAACAUGCUGGGAAUAUAUGGCUGGGUUAGUCUGACCAUCUUCCAAUAGAGCAAUGAAAAUGAUUCCCUGGUCUGGAA
Blastomyces dermatitidis ER-3 is the source of this 1944-nucleotide messenger RNA. RefSeq names its product zinc knuckle transcription factor. Bases 129 to 1541 code for a protein of 470 amino acids. Lineage: Eukaryota; Fungi; Ascomycota; Eurotiomycetes; Onygenales; Ajellomycetaceae. The transcript is spliced from 14 exons. Gene Ontology annotation, molecular function: single-stranded RNA binding; zinc ion binding; translation regulator activity. The record is from RefSeq and is a predicted model, not a curated record. Gene Ontology annotation, biological process: positive regulation of cytoplasmic translation. Gene Ontology annotation, cellular component: cytoplasm.